CUCCGCGCUGGCGCCAUUUCCGCCAGCCCGGAGCGCCUCCUACCUUCCCGCCUCCCUUCUCGGAGCGUCUCAAACCCAGGCCCCGGGUCCCCAGCUCCGAGGGUCCUUGGGGGGCGGGGAGCAGGUCUGAUGAGUAACCCCUCCCCCCAGGUCCCCGAGGAAGAAGCCUCUACGUCUGUCUGUCGGCCCAAGAGUUCCAUGGCCUCUGCUUCCCGCCGACAACGCCGAGAGCGACGCUUCCGGCGGUACUUGUCUGCAGGGCGGCUGGUGCGAGCCCAGGCUCUCCUCCAGCGACACCCUGGCCUUGAUGUGGAUGCCGGGCAGCCCCCUCCUCUCCACAGGGCCUGUGCCCGCCACGAUGCCCCAGCCCUGUGCCUGCUGCUGCGACUCGGGGCUGACCCAGCCCACCAGGACCGCCACGGCGACACGGCACUGCACGCUGCUGCCCGCCAGGGCCCCGAAGCUUACACGGACUUCUUCCUGCCGCUGCUGAGUCGCUGCCCCUCAGCCAUGGGGAUAAAGAAUAAGGAUGGGGAGACUCCUGGGCAGAUUCUGGGCUGGGGACCACCCUGGGAUUCUGCUGAAGAGGAAGAGGAUGAGGAGGUCUCCAAGGAGCAGGAAUGGCAUCAGAAGCUUCAGGGCGAGCUAGAAGAUGAGUGGCAAGAGGUCAUCGGGAGGUUUGAAGAGGAUGCUUCUCAUGAGACACAGGAGCCUGAGUCCUUCUCAGCCUGGUCAGACCGCCUGGCUAGAGAGCAUGCCCAGAAACGGCGGCGGCAGCUGGAGACAGAGGGAUCCCGCCAACCCCUAAGGGCUGAGGGCUCCAGUCACAGCUGGCGGCAGCAAGAGGAAGAACAUCGGCUUUUCCGAGAACGAGCUCGAGCCAAGGAGGAGGAACUGCGUGAGAGCCGAGCCAGGAGGGCUCAAGAGGCUCACAGGGACAGAGGGACAGAGCCUCCCAAGCCUGGGCCCAGGGCAGAGCACCCACGAGGGGCAGGGAGGGGUGGCCUCUGGCGCUUUGGUGAUGUGCCCUGGCCAUGCCCUGGUGGAGGGGACCCAGAGGCCAUGGCUGCAGCUUUGGUGGCUAGAGGCCCCCCUCUGGAGGAACAGGGGGCUCUGAGAAGGUACUUGAGAGUCCAGCAGGUCCGAUGGCACCCUGACCGCUUCCUGCAGAGAUUCCGAAGCCAGAUUGAGACCUGGGAGCUGGGCCGUGUGAUGGGAACUGUGACAGCCCUUUCUCAGGCCCUGAACCGACAUGCAGAAGCCCUCAAGUGACCCUAGGGGAUGAGCAAGAACCUGUGGGGAUGUCACCAAGGACAGGCAGGAAGAGGCGGAAGUUUGUGGAUGGGGAUGGAUACGAGGCAGCUUAGCUACUGCACAGAGGAUAUGGGGCAGGCUCACGUAAUGGGUGCGGGGGUGGGGGGGAGGCU
Molecule: messenger RNA, 1427 nt
Organism: Phodopus roborovskii (desert hamster)
Lineage: Eukaryota; Metazoa; Chordata; Mammalia; Rodentia; Cricetidae
Gene: Nfkbil1
Product: NFKB inhibitor like 1
Exons: 4
Coding region: 130-1272 (380 amino acids)
Biological process (GO): canonical NF-kappaB signal transduction; negative regulation of toll-like receptor signaling pathway
Cellular component (GO): nucleus
Molecular function (GO): protein binding
Source: RefSeq, a predicted model, not a curated record